This is a messenger RNA of Lingula anatina, 2373 nucleotides long. RefSeq lists its product as uncharacterized. The record is from RefSeq and is a predicted model, not a curated record. Lineage: Eukaryota; Metazoa; Brachiopoda; Lingulata; Lingulida; Lingulidae.
GCUCUUUCUCAGCUUGUUUGGAGAGGUCCCAUUGGUCUUGUGGAGCCAUUUGAAGUGUUCAGUUCCUGCCUCGGUGCUGGACUUUUACCCAAGAAUGUCGAGCUGGCCGCUAGUAACUUGACUGCACAAGCACAGAGAGAAAACUUGCUGUCUGUUGCCCUUAACCAUGGUGCCGCAGGGUUCAUUACAUCGUGUGUCUCCCAGUUUGCAGAAGGAGAGUUUGUUCAUGCAGGAUGCACCUUGCGGUUUAUUCUGGACUGGGCUUGGGGCAAAGUGGCGCAAGUGAAAGACUCAUUGGACAAAUUGUGUGUGCCUUUGUAUGACUGUUCGGGGAUGCCCUUAGAGCAGCAGGGGCUCCAGUUGUUCCACCAGCACCAGCUCCAACUGACCAACCUGCAGACCAUUGUCCAGGUGCUGAUGACCAACUCUGGACCCUCUACUAGCCAAGGUCUUGGUGACUUGGACAUGAAGUUCAGGGUGGUGACACUGAUAAACCAGUUCUACCAGGCUGUGUCUUGGUGCCUUAGUAACAACUUACUGCCAGAGUUUGAUGAAGCAGAGUCUCCCCCUAGUGGCCAGUACUGUUACCCCGCCUCCGUCCUAGGCCACGAAUACCAGACUAGGCGACAACAGAUUAGCAGGCUGCACAGUGAUAUACAGGAGACAGACCUUCUCAUGAUAGAUGGGAUGAUAGACGAAGAAGCUGCGGCUGUCAGGGCUCUCUGGAGUAAACAGGGCGGAGCUGGGCUCUACCCUCCCAAGAGUCUACAUGCUUUACUGACAAUAUAUUUGUUGGAAAACAUCUCUCUGGCCAGUAAACACAGUCUGGUGGCUUACUUCUUCCUGGACCUCAUCUCUAUGAUGGGAGAGAAAGAUCAGAAUUUGGUAGACAGACUGAGCAGAUUCUGCCAAGCCAUCCACCUUCCUCAGAGUAGAACUAGGAUGAUCCAGGGGUUUUGGCUGCUGGAUCAUAAAGACUUUGAGGAGGCUGUUUUACUCCUCCUAGACCCCAUGUUGCUAGAGGAGAUGUUACCAUGGCAACACAACAGAAUCAUCAAAGCGUUCCUGUACCAGGGAGAGGAGAAGAUCGCCCUCAAGUUCCUACGUGUGAAGAAGCCACCCCUGGUGACCCCCGAGGAUGUCAGGUUACACCUCACUGUGUUGUUGGCCAAUGGCCUGAUAUCUGAAGCCUUUGAAUACCAGAAAGUGUGCAGUAAUAAUGAGAGGGAUAAUGAUAAUUUACUGGGACAUCUCUUCACUGCCUGCCAGCAGACCAAGACAAUAGACCGUCUCCUACAGUUACCGCUCACAGACGGGGAGGAGAGGCAGCUCUUACAAUAUCUGCGCGACAGCAAGGAAACACGCAACAUGGAGAUCCUCAUGCUGCACUUCCUGCAACGUGCACGCUAUGUGGAGGCCAUACGACUCAACGAGAAACUGGGGCAGACUUUACUUCACGAGAGUGAUCCUAAGACCAGGGAGAGAGCUGCCGCCAGAAACUCCAUUGUGGACUGUUACUCCAAGGUCCUGCCCAGCGUCCAGAGAAAGCUGACCUUUGGCAAUGACCACAGGCCAAAGAAGACUAUGCAUUUGACCAGGAGAGAAAUUCAGCGACCCCGUCCCCUGUCAACAGUAGUGCACCAUAACAACAACCAAAAAGUAAUCUCUAACGCCAUGUUGAUCAAUGCUGUACUGGAGAAGAUAGGAGAGACACGACCACCGCCAGAGCAGACUCCUGUCAGGAACAGACCGCAGCCUUCUGAUGCAGCACUGGGUCCCUUCAUCUGCACUCCUGUCACGCCCAGAGCCAAGUCUAACCUUAUCAGUGAAGACACGGAGAUAGUAUACCCCAGCAUACAGAGGGACACCAGGACGGAGGAGAGAUCCAGAACAGUGUCACCUGUGAAGAAAAUGGUGACAGGAUUAAUGCCUCAGACGCCGCUGGCUUCACCUGUGACAGCAAAGAACCAGAAUGUCAACAGGAUACUAAGCACAGAAGCCCUCUCCCUUCUUCAAACACCCCCUGUAAAGAGAAGGACGCCCCCAACGUUGAAGAAGCUGACGUCACUCCAGCAUACUCCUCAGUCCAUUCUCAAAGUUCGUCAGGUGGUCAAGCGUUCACCAAGUCCGAGCCCCCUUCAGCAGGACCAGCCACAGACCAUUAAGAGACUCUCAUUCCUCAAUGCUGACCUCGCUCUGGAGACUCCACCCAGGUAUCAGAGGAAAAAGGUCGAGGUCAGAAAAACCAAGGUCAAGGACACUCCAAAGCAUCUGAGGUUUGCUGGCCUGUCCACACCGUCACCAGAACCAAGUCCACCAAAGCUGCCGUCUCCGCGUAGAACACGUCGGCGAAGUCCGACACCAGAAAGGUAG